This is a messenger RNA of Lachancea fermentati, 411 nucleotides long. The record is from the annotation of a GenBank genome assembly. NCBI's taxonomy places the organism in Eukaryota, Fungi, Ascomycota, Saccharomycetes, Saccharomycetales, Saccharomycetaceae.
AUGAAUCCAAGUGCUGAUUCUACUUCUUCGAACUCUUCUCUGCCCAAACCGGUCAAAAAUUCUAGCAAUACGACGUCAGAUGAGUCCAUCCCGCCUGUAAGAACUUUACCCAAGCAGGGAAAGCAGAUCGAAGCCCAUCCAAAUGCAGACAACCAGGACAAGUUAUGGACAGAGAUAGACGUUCUAGACGAUGUGAGACGCAUGUCUAAAGAAGAUGACCUAUAUGAGGGCUUCCCACCUGCCUUUGAGAAGCAGUUAAAGCAGUUGCGCAUAGCACACGUGACCCUCUUACAAACGAUGAAAAGACGCCGCAAUAAGCAGAAAGAUAUCCAAGAAGCCCUCGAUAGUAACGAAGACGAGCGGAAACUUGUGGACGAUGUAAUGCACUGUCUUAAUGGCUUAAGAGACUGA